AUGGAUUAUUUACAAUAUUUCGAUAUUUUUGAUGAAAUCGACCGUGAGGAACCACCAAGAAAAAGAAAACUUUACGAAAAACGUUUCGAUCCCUUUACUCUACAAGAUAAAGAAUUUCGAAUGAACUAUAGAUUCAGUAAAGUAUAUAUGAGAAAAAUAGUUGAUUUAGUUCAACGUGACAUCGAACUACAAGCUAGUGGUGGCGGGCUGUCUGUAGAACUUCAGGUACCUAUGUACUGCUCUCAGAACGUGGGCUAG
This is a messenger RNA of Parnassius apollo (apollo), 258 nucleotides long. The record is from the annotation of a GenBank genome assembly. NCBI's taxonomy places the organism in Eukaryota, Metazoa, Arthropoda, Insecta, Lepidoptera, Papilionidae.